AUGUCCACUUCGACUAGUCGCCUGGGCGCCGUCUUGGACACAUAUUUCCAUAAACGACUGGAACGCAGUAUUCAUCCCGCUAUCGCAGCUGCGAGAGAUAAGAGCGACGCCACGAAGAGGGUGUCUCAGCCUUGGCACCCACAUAUGACCAUCAGGAUGACCACGUUUCUCUGUAUGAUAUUCCAUAACCCCUUACCCUUUACUGGCCUAACAUAUAGUAGUGAAGAAAUAUACAGGGACGCCGAACGAGAAAAACAAAGGUUUAAAACAGCCAUGGAAGAGUACGAAAACACCACUCAAGGGUCAAAAUUCAAAACAGAAGUGACGGACAAGUGCGUCCAUACCUGGAACGACGCCUUAACCGAGGUUCAACGCGCAGAAGAGACCUAUUAUGAUGCAUCCGGUAUGUGGGGCAAGAUUCGAAAGGGCCUCCGCAGCCUUGGACGGAAUAGCAAGGCGUUUGAAGCUUGGGCGAGUCUGCUGCCUUCCGGAUCUGAGUACUUCUCGGUGCUGUUCGGAGGUUUCAGACUUAUCUUCAGGGUGUGUACAGCCGCUGCCGCACGUUUACACGAUCUAAGAUCUGAUAUUUGCGAUGCCCUGGCUGAGAUUCCAGCUCUGCUUCAAUGCACACAUGUAGCCCUGGGCAUCUUCAAACGAUCCAAGGAACUCCAUCAAGCAAGUGCGGCACUCUACUCCGCCAUAAUAGCAGCUCUUCACCACAUCGUUGUCUGCAUCUUUCAGCAGGAUUCCUACGCCAGCCAGCUGGACGGCCUUCUCGACGAGGUCCGCCAGCUGGCCGAUCGUUUCAACAGCGCCGCCUGCCUGUGCAGUUAUGAGAGAAUUCAAACCAUAUCCCAAACGGUGCAGGCACAAAGCAUCCAAGAGAGAGAAAACCAAAAGGAGCUCGUUGGAUACCUUGAAAAAUCUAGCGACGAGUUCCAGCAUUUUAAAGCCGAAUUUCAGUCGAAGGCGGGCGAUUUACAGGUUGGACUGGGACGAGUGGAGUGGCAGGUAACGAAUAUCAGUAACAUCCUGGCCCGGUUCUUGAGUAGUGACUCAAGAAUGAAUCCGAGGACACAAGAUAUAAGAGGUCCAAAUCUUCCCAUCCGCAGAGCAAAGUCCGAGACGAAGCUCGCACAAGACAUCUGCCGCGUGCGAGAGGGCCUCAUGUCUGAGUUUGACUAUGACAGCUCCGUGAUCCAAACUGACAUCGCCGCUAACCUACACGGGGUAUGGCAAAUUCCACGACCCGACCAAGACCGUCUCGUUGCCGCCAUGCAGUCCCGAAAGCUUCAGAGCUGGAUCACCAAGGCCACAUCGUCCGCCAUGUUCCUCAACUUCAAUGCGCCUCGGAACCAAAAGUCAACAUCUUUCAUUGCAGCGAAACUGAUCGAUUCAAUCCAGGCCUCUGUGCUCAAAGAGCAAGAUCACACAAGCUCCGUGCUGGUGGUUUCUUUUUUCUGCGGUUCACAUUCGCGGCCCAACGAUCCCGACUUUGGUGCCGACGGCAUGAUGCGAAGUUUGAUAAUCCAGCUGCUCCUCUCGUACCCGGGUUUCAGCCCACACAUCAUCCGCCGGAUCCAAGCAGCGAAUCUCGUCAGCAUCACAGACCUCUGCGAAAUAUUUCACCUGCUCAUAGGCCAGCUCCCGCACCACAGAAUGGUAUUCUGCAUCCUCGACGGCGUGACCGUAUUCGAAGAAAGCAAGUCCCUGCGCGAGGAAAGCGAGAUUUUGAUCAAGGAGCUAAUGGAAGUUUUGAGAUGGACGGCGGAGUAUGGAUGUUGUUUCAAGUUGCUAUUGACGAGUCCGUGGAAUAGUCGGAUCUUGUAUAGGUAUUUACCUGAUCCUGAGAAUGAUUCGGUUUGGUUGCCGACAAAGGUUCCCUCUCAGGGGGGUUUUACUUUGGGGAAAUGGGAGGGGAGUGUUGGAGUGGAUCUUGAUAAGUUGCAGAUUAUUAAGGAUGCCUAUCCAUUAUGA
This is a messenger RNA of Fusarium vanettenii 77-13-4, 1977 nucleotides long. RefSeq lists its product as uncharacterized. Bases 1 to 1977 code for a protein of 658 amino acids. The record is from RefSeq and is a predicted model, not a curated record. The transcript is spliced from 6 exons. NCBI's taxonomy places the organism in Eukaryota, Fungi, Ascomycota, Sordariomycetes, Hypocreales, Nectriaceae.